UAUCAGAUAUUAUAUUACAAUAAUUUAAUUUAUCGAAUAACAUUUUGAUAUAAAAACCUUUGUUAGAGAUUUUCAAAAUCAGUAGCAACUACAGCUUGCAAACCAUUCACAUAAUUUAGCAAACAUGUACAAAAUUUUCUUUGUUUUAUCCGCUCUCGUUGCUGUGGUGUCUUGCGGUGGUGAUCCCGCCGAUACCGAGGCUACUCUCUACAAAUACACCAACGAAGUGCAUCCCGAUGGCAGUUACAAUUACGAAUAUGCCAGUUCAAAUGGUCUAGAUGUUUCCGAAACUGGUGUUGGUAGUUCUUAUGCCUCGGGCUCUUAUGCCUACACUUCACCCGAAGGUCAACCCAUUCAAUUGUCCUACACUGCCGAUGAGAAUGGCUAUCAACCACGUGGUGAUCAUUUACCUACUCCUCCACCAAUUCCCGAUUAUAUUUUGAAGGGUUUGGCUUACAUUGAAUCACAUCCUUUUGAGAAAAUCUCUUUGGCUAAGAAGUAAGGAGGAGUUGUAUGAACAAAAAUAUAGUUCAAGAUUACCUGAGAGAUGUUAAAAAAGAUGAUGGAUUAGAAAAAAACAUUUGUUAAUCGUUUUGUUGACUAGUUUUAAGAUAGAACAAUUUUUUAGUUUUAGUGAAAAUAAAAAAAUUUUAAAAAAAUACAUGUAAAUAGA
Messenger RNA from Lucilia cuprina (Australian sheep blowfly), 673 nucleotides. It is a transcript of the gene Cpr67Fb, whose product is annotated as pupal cuticle protein Edg-78E. Gene Ontology annotation, cellular component: chitin-based extracellular matrix. The record is from RefSeq and is a predicted model, not a curated record. Gene Ontology annotation, molecular function: structural constituent of chitin-based larval cuticle. Bases 125 to 502 code for a protein of 125 amino acids. The transcript has 2 exons. Lineage: Eukaryota; Metazoa; Arthropoda; Insecta; Diptera; Calliphoridae.